AAAUAAAUGGGAAAAUUUGAGUUUACACCCCAUGUUUUGGGUGAUAUUUGACUUUGCACCUCAUUUUAAAAAUAAUGUAUGCACCCCAUUAGCCCAAAAAUUGUGAAGGAGUGGGGUGCAAAGUAAAAUAAUUUUAUAGUGAAUUGAGGUGCAUAUAUUAAUGAUUUUGAAAAUAGGGUGCAAACUCAAAUAUCACCCAAACACAUGGGGUGCAAAGUCAAAUUCUCCCCAAAUAAAUCAACGUAGAGUCAAGCAGCUUCUCUUCUCUUCAACGAGUGACAGAGCUGUGGACUAUUGAGCAUUGACGAUGUAGAUGCGGACGAGUGACGAAGACGCCAUUGAUGAAGCACGGAGUAGCAGACGACCGUCAUUAUUUGCUAAAGUUUAACCAUCAUGGGUUGGAGUACCGCCGCCGUUGGCUCACUUGACCGUCGCCGUUGACUAUUCGAAUUCACUGGAGUGUCGCCGCAACUAUCAGAGUAUUAGACUGCCGCUGCCGCCGGACUGUCUUGGUUAUGCUGGGAAAAUAGAGGGUAAUCAUUUAUAUUAAAGACUCAAAAUUUCAAGUGAAAGAGAAGACCCAUUGUUGCAUAGAUGAUUGCUUCAUUGCAAAAUCAAAGAACAUGCAUCAGUGACGUUAGUGUCCUUGUGUUCUUGCCUGAUCUCACCCAAGUUUGGGUGUGCUUAAAUACACACAUAAACACCUCAGAUUUGUAAGCUUAAAUUUUCCUCCUCUGUUCAAUAUUUAGACCAUUUUGAAUCCGAUCGCUCACCUUCAUGGCAUCUGACCAGGUUAAGCUGUUGGGAACAUGGUGGAGCCCUUAUGUGCUUCGUAUCAAAGUCCCUCUUAAACUUAAGUCUGUAGAUUAUGAAUUUGUUGAGGUGCAAUUGCAGCCGCCUAGGAGUGAGGUUCUUCUUCAACUAAACCCGAUUUACAAGAAAAUACCCGUCCUCGUCCAUAACGACAACCCGAUAUGUGAAUCUCUCAUCAUCCUACAGUAUAUCGAUGAUGUCUGGAAUACUUCUGAUUCCUCCUUCUUCCCCAAUGAUCCUUAUGAUCGGGCCAUGAACCGUUUUUGGGCGGUUUAUAUUGAUGAUAAGAUAUUUCCAAUGGUACGGGCAUUAUCAGCUGCGGCGGGCGAGGGAGUAGGAAAAGAGGCAAUACAUGAUCUUGUUGAAGCGGUGUUUCCCUUGGAGGAUGUCUUCAAGAAUUGCAGCAAAGGCGGGAAAUUCUUUGGUGGAGACAGGAUUGGAUUUCUAGACAUUGUUCUGGGAAGUUUCGUAGCAUGGUUCAAAGCCAUUGAGGUGUUUAACGAUGUUAAAUUGUUUGAUGAAGUCAAAUUUCCCAACUUGUCCCAUUGGAUUGAUGAUUUUGCCGUUGAUGAAGCCGUUAGAGAUGUCUUACCUUCAACUGAUAAGUUCGUCGAGUUUGCAAAGGUUUUCUUUAAGAAGAUAACCCAAACUAACUGAAAUUUUAUUUGUGAGUUGUGAUCUUUGCAUUUAUUCAAUUUGUGACUUGUAUUAAUUUACUACGUAUAUUAUACCCAAGAGACC
Messenger RNA from Cuscuta europaea, 1554 nucleotides. Lineage: Eukaryota; Viridiplantae; Streptophyta; Magnoliopsida; Solanales; Convolvulaceae. The record is from the annotation of a GenBank genome assembly.